AUGGCACUGCUCGCUCUUCUGUGGAGUAGUUGGAGCAGACUACCAUCCGCGUUGGAGGAGCAGAGACUUCGCGAGCGAGCGCGCCGCUCCCCCUCACGUUCGCUGCGCUCGCGCCACCGCGCCAUCAGCGACUCCAAACACAACAUCGCGCCACCAUCGCACACCAUCCGACCUUCGGUCCGCCCCCUAACCAGUCAACACUCCUCACGUAAACCGUAA
Arctia plantaginis is the source of this 219-nucleotide messenger RNA. NCBI's taxonomy places the organism in Eukaryota, Metazoa, Arthropoda, Insecta, Lepidoptera, Erebidae. The record is from the annotation of a GenBank genome assembly.